AUGAGGAUCCUGUUCUGGAAUUGUCAGGGGUUGGGGAACCCCCUGACAAUUCAACAAUUGCAGGCUUUAUGCAAGCAACAUUCUCCAGACAUGAUAAUCCUUGUUGAAACUAAAAACCAGGUAAAUAAAAUCAUCUCCUUGAAGAAGCGACUUCGAUUCCAAUCUCAUUUUGCUAUAGACCCGAUAGGCCUUUCUGGUGGCAUGUCUAUUUUGUGGAAUCAUGAUCUUGAAUUGUCAAUCCAACAAUAUGAUAGUUUUUAUAUUGUUACAUCCUUAGUAGAUCAUACAAGCUUUAGUUUUGAUGUAGUUAGUUGCUACCUUAGUACAAAACAGUCUACUCGUGAUGGACAAUUACAGGCCUUGCAGCUUCUUAGAUCAAAACUUCAAGGAGACUUUAUUUUUGUAGGCGACUUCAAUGACAUCCUAUGUCAAUGUGAUAAACAAGGAGGUCUGCCUUAUGAUCCCAUACACCAUGUAAUCUUUCAUGAUUUUGUAAAUGCUAUGAAUAUGGUUGAUUUGGAAGAUAUUGGGUCUGAUCACUGCCCGUUAUUGCAUAACACUAACUCACAUCUACCCAAGCCAAAAGCUCAGUUCCAUUUUGAUAAACAAUGGGUUCAAAUACAAGCCAUUACAACAAUAGUAGAAUCCACUUGGUCACAAUCAAUAGAGGGUUCUCGGAUGUAUCAAAUUUUCCAGAAACUGAAAUUAUGCAGACACAAGAUAGUUGAAUGGAACAUGCAACAUCGGGUUAAUGCAAACAUUAAGAUAAAAACGCUAACUGCAGCAAUCCAGCAAGCAAAAAUGGUGUCAAAUAUGCACAUUAAUUGGCCCUAUGUUAAAAACCUUGAAUACAAUCUUUACAAAGCAAGGCAAGAAGAAUACUACUGGCGUCAAAAAUCACGCCAAACUUGGCUGCAGCAGGAAGACAAAAAUACCCGGUUCUUCCAUGCAACAACUUUACAGAGAAGACGUCGGAAUACCAUUUCAGGAAUAUUUGAUACAUCCAAUUACUGGCAUACAGAUCCACUGGAGAUAAAUAAUGUCAUCCUUAAUCAUUUCAAGCAACAAUUCACAUCUGCGCAACCUCACCAAAAUCCAGAGGUAUUCAAUCAACUCCCAAAUGCACUUUCAUUUCAAAUGAAUACUUCUUUAUGCCGGCCAAUAACUGAUGCGGAUAUUGAAAAUGCGAUUUUCACCAUAAACCCUAAUAAGGCACCUGAAUACCGCCCAAUUAGUCUAUGCUCAGUCUAUUACAAAAUAAUUUCUAAGAUUUUAACAGCUAGACUACAACAUAUUACACCACUUAUCAUAUCCCAACAACAGAAUGCUUUUACAAAGGGUAGGUCGAUAGCGAACAAUAUUUUGCUUGCCCAUGAAAUUAUUCAUUAUCUAAAAACAAAAAACCAAGGGAACUCCUACUACAUGGCUGUUAAACUUCAUUCUCAUACUCUAUUAGGAUUAAUGGAACAAGCCAUGGAUUCUUUUUUUCCGUCUCGUGGUAUUCGCCAGGGAGACCCAUUAUCUCCAUUACUAUAUAUUCUCUGUUCAGAAGGGUUGACUCACAUCAUCAGAUCUGCAGUGGCAUCUAAGAUGAUACUAUUAUAUUCUCUCAAGCAACCCUUCAAGAUAUUGCAGCUAUACAAUAAUUGCUUAACCAGUAUGGAAUAUUCUUCGAUCAAAAAAUCACACUUUUUCAGGUAUUAUCUCAACGAUAUCAGCGAAACUAGCUACUUGGAAGAGCCAUUUUCUAUCUUCCGCGGGCAAAGAAAUCUUAAUCAAAGCAGUCGCAUCAGCGAUUCCUAUAUAUGCAUUGAUGAGUUUCAGGCUGCCAAAAUCCCUCUGUCUUCGUAUCUAGCAGCUAAUUCGCUACUUCUGGUGGGGUCAACAACAAGAUGA
Mercurialis annua (annual mercury) is the source of this 1896-nucleotide messenger RNA. RefSeq lists its product as uncharacterized. The transcript is spliced from 6 exons. The coding region runs from base 1 to 1896 and encodes 631 amino acids. NCBI's taxonomy places the organism in Eukaryota, Viridiplantae, Streptophyta, Magnoliopsida, Malpighiales, Euphorbiaceae. The record is from RefSeq and is a predicted model, not a curated record. Gene Ontology annotation, molecular function: catalytic activity.